UUUUCUUUUCAUUUUCUUUUUUUUUUUUUUUUUUUCAAGAAACAAGCACUUUUUUGCUCGCUUGACGGUUACCGCUGCUGGAGGAAGGUUUAGUGAAGAGGAGGAAGAGAAAUCUCAGGGGUGGAAAACCCAUCAGUGGGACUCUGGCAGCCCACCAGAACCCGGGGAUCACAACAAUUAACAGGUUACCUUAAUGCCCACCAUUAUCCCAACCUGGAAGCAGUGAAGUGGUGGUAAAUUAUGACUUGCAGUCAAUCAUCAUAAUGCCAAUUCAGUGGUCGUAAGAAACGUCAAUCAAAUGAUCUGGAUGAUAGAAGACCAAUAGGGAUGGAACGCAACAGAACCAUGGCUGGGGAAGCGUUUCGGCUCCUUGUUGCUCAGAAUCAACACUGACCUGACGUCCCACACCGAGGGGCCCGGCCUCCUUUUCUCCAGCACCCCAAGGACCCUUCUUUCCCCCAGCAACUGCUUUGCCUUCCAUCUCACCUUCGCUCUUGAUCAGACCUCUGUAAAAGCUCCUUUUAGUCUUUCAGGGUCUGCCUGCUUUUGUUUUUAAUCCCCCUCUUAUGCUUUACCUUCCAGAGUGUUGGUCAUAAUCCCUAUUCUCUCCCAAAAAAUAAGACUGAAGUGCUCCAAAACAGACUAGAAGCAGGUGGCUGAACAGUAUGAAUCCAGUCAUGUACCCCCUUCCACUUGCUCUGAGUAAACAAAGGCGGCGGGGUUUGUUGUCCAGGACGCGGCCCCUUAGUCUCAUGACAGACUGGUGCCUAAUGGGUGCGCUAGGCCUCAUCCUCCUCUUCAGCCUGGCCUCGAGCCAGAAGAUAGACCCUUCCAAACACCCCAUAGUCACCACCAACUACGGCAAGAUCCGAGGUAUCAAGAAGGACUUAAACAAUGAGAUCCUGGGCCCCGUGGAGCAGUACCUGGGCGUCCCCUACGCCACGGCGCCCAUCGGCGACCGCCGCUUUCAGCCGCCCGAAGCCCCGGGAUCCUGGCAGGAGAUCCGCAACGCCACGCAGUUUGCCCCCGUGUGCCCACAGAACGUCCACGGCGUGCUGCCGGAGAUUAUGCUGCCCGUGUGGUUCACAGACAACCUGGACGUGGCGGCGGGAUACAUCCAGAACCAGAGCGAGGACUGCCUCUACCUGAAUGUCUACGUGCCCACGGAGGAUGGUCCGCUCACAAAAAAACAUGAUGAAUCUUCAAUGAACAAGCCUCGAGACGAAGAUAUCCGUGACCGCAGGAAGAAGCCGGUGAUGCUGUUUAUUCACGGAGGCUCCUACAUGGAGGGAACCGGAAACAUGUUUGAUGCCAGCGUCCUGGCGGCCUACGGCAACGUGAUCGUGGUGACCAUGAACUACCGGCUCGGUGUGCUCGGCUUCCUCAGCACCGGUGAUCAGUCGGCUAAGGGGAACUACGGCCUGCUGGACCAGAUUCAGGCCCUGCGUUGGCUCAACGAGAACAUUGGCCACUUCGGCGGAGACCCAGAGAGGAUCACCAUCUUCGGCUCAGGAGCUGGGGCGUCCUGCGUCAACCUCCUCAUCCUCUCGCACCACUCGGAGGGUCUGUUCCACAGGGCCAUAGCCCAGAGUGGAACUGCCAUCUCCAGCUGGUCUGUCAACUACCAGCCCCUCAAGUACACCAAGAUCCUGGCCCGGAAGGUAGGCUGCACCUACACGGAGACGGCUGACCUGGUCGACUGCCUGAGGCGUAAGAACUUCCGGGAGCUGGUGGACCAGGACAUCCAGCCGGCGCGCUACCACAUCGCCUUUGGCCCCGUGGUGGACGGAGACGUGGUGCCCGACGAUCCGGAGAUCCUCAUGCAGCAGGGGGAGUUCCUCAACUAUGACAUCCUUAUAGGAGUGAACCAAGGAGAGGGGCUGAAGUUUGUGGACGACAGCGAGGACAACGACGGCAUCUCAGCCGCAGCGUUCGACUACACCAUCUCCAACUUUGUGGACAACCUCUAUGGCUACCCUGAGGGCAAAGACAUCCUGAGGGAGACCAUUAAAUUCAUGUACACAGACUGGGCAGACAGGGACAAUGGCGACAUGCGGAGGAAGACCCUCUUAGCUCUGUUUACAGACCACCAGUGGGUGGCGCCGGCCGUGGCCACCGCCAAACUCCACGCCGAGUUUCAGUCCCCGGUUUACUUUUACACGUUCUACCACCACUGCCAGACCGAGACGCGGCCGGAAUGGGCCGACGCCGCCCACGGAGACGAGAUACCGUACGUGUUUGGCGUGCCCAUGAUCGGCGCGACCGAUCUGUUCCCGUGCAACUUCUCCAAGAAUGACGUGAUGUUGAGUGCCGUGGUCAUGACUUACUGGACCAACUUCGCCAAGACUGGGGACCCUAACCUGCCGGUCCCUCAGGACACCAAGUUCAUUCACACCAAGCCCAACCGCUUUGAAGAGGUCAUCUGGACCAAGUUCAACUCCAAGGACAAGCAGUACCUCCACAUUGGCUUGAAGCCUCGCGUUAGAGACAACUACAGGGCCAACAAGGUGGCCUUCUGGCUGGAAUUAGUCCCCCACCUCCAUAGUCUACACGAGGACCUGUUCCCCACUACUACCCGCUCGCCGCCAGGCCCUGGCCCAGGCACCCACAGACCCUGGCCCAGGACACCGGGCCCCCGCACCACCCGUCACCCUUACCCCACCUUCCCCUCUGAUCCGGAGGCUGAGGGUUCGGAGCGUCCUCACCAGGACCUUUUCCCCGGGGACACCCGGGACUACUCCACCGAGCUGAGCGUGACGGUCGCUGUGGGGGCGUCGCUCCUCUUCCUCAACAUCCUGGCCUUCGCCGCCCUUUACUACAAGCGCGACAAGCGGCACGAGAUGCGGCGCCACCGGCUGUCCCCGCAGCGCGGCGGGCCCGCCAACGACCUGGCCCACAGCCAGGAGGAGGAGAUCAUGUCCCUGCAGAUGAAGCACUCGGAGCACGACGCUCACCACGACAUGGAGCCGCUCCGGCCCCACGACAUCCUGCGGCCCGCCUGCCCGCCGGACUACACGCUGGCGCUGCGCCGCGCGCCCGACGACGUGCCGCUGAUGACGCCCAACACCAUCACCAUGAUCCCCAGCACCAUCACCAGCAUGCAGCCUCUUCACGCCUUCAACACCUUCCCCUCAACCGGUCACAACAACACGCUGCCCCAUCCCCACUCCACCACCAGGGUAUAGUAGGGAGUGACUGGCCCUAGGGAGCAGGAAGAACGGAUGGGGGGCCUCCGUUCGGUUCUCUUACUCUCUUGUUCCUCUAAAAAAAACAACCCCAUCUCCUACCUUCAUGUGCUGUCGAACUUAGCAGCUCCACCGGUGGCGGGUAGAGAAGCAACUGAACUGCACGGCAGCAGAUGAUC
Molecule: messenger RNA, 3364 nt
Organism: Perca flavescens (yellow perch)
Lineage: Eukaryota; Metazoa; Chordata; Actinopteri; Perciformes; Percidae
Gene: nlgn2a
Product: neuroligin 2a
Exons: 10
Coding region: 666-3185 (839 amino acids)
Cellular component (GO): membrane
Molecular function (GO): neurexin family protein binding
Source: RefSeq, a predicted model, not a curated record